Closterium sp. NIES-67 is the source of this 1533-nucleotide messenger RNA. The record is from the annotation of a GenBank genome assembly. Lineage: Eukaryota; Viridiplantae; Streptophyta; Zygnematophyceae; Desmidiales; Closteriaceae.
AGGACAUGGUCCCACUCCCACAUCUGCACGUACUCCACAAGAGCGACACCAUCCUUUUGUAACAGCACCGUUAGGCCUUUCUGCUGCAAACGAGGAAUCACCUAGUAUUUAGUGGUGACCGUCCAUUAUCAAUGCUUUGGUUAGCUCACUACUUUCUCUGUUUCUAAGGUCACCGUCUCCGUAUCGUCAUUUGGUCUUAGGCAUUGCGAGUCGUCUUGAGAUGAGCUUGGCGGGCGCAUGCUAACUGGGGAUCGCUUUCGGAUCCUAGCCCGUGAUGGCGACCAGAUUUGCUACUCGUAUUCUCCGUCCAAGAAAGCAGGACUGGCUACAACCUGGAACGUCCAAAUACGCUCUGCUUUUAGAAAGACAGUUCACCGCUUCCUCCCUAGGGGAUAAAGAUGGCGAAACCCAGAGAAGCCUUCCUGAAAACGCUUCACAGGAACCUGCUAGGCCAGAGCCAUUUGCGGGAUUAAAGCCAUGGCUUCGGCCUUUGAUGCCAAAAGCUGACGGCAGUCUUCCAGAGGCCGUUAAAGUCGCUGCUAAAGCUUCCGGUGUGCAGGAUCCGACGGUGAAACGAGUAGCAGAGGGCGUGACAUCCACCACACCCACCAGAGUAUUCGAAGUGCCCGAGCUCAUCGGAAAUGACAGAGACCUUCCGGACAUGUCCCCUGGAGAGGUCCCUAAGGGUUACAUUGAUCCCGUUAUCCCGGAAGUCUGGGGUCGGGUUCAUUCGAUCGAGUCCUUUUCAGCAGUGGACGGACCUGCCAUUAGGUCCGUGGUCUUCGUGCAGGGGUGUCUAAGGCGAUGUGUCUUCUGUGCCAAUCCGGAUACCUGGAGUGUGACGGCCAAGUGCCAACGAUUAUCAUCCAAAGACAUUGCUGCACGUUUGAAGAAGAAUCUGGCCUACUAUGAAGGCGGUGGUGGGGUGACCGUGUCAGGAGGGGAGCCAAUGAUGCAGCCUCACUUCUGUAGUGCUGUUUUCAAAGAGGCUCAUCGAUUAGGAAUCACGACAGCACUUGACACAGCCGGAUAUGGAAGGGCAAAGGACUGGGCUGAAGUCCUUCCACACACUGACACUGUUCUCCUGUGCACCAAGGCCAUAAAUCCGAAGCUAUACUUUGACAUGGUACAAGUGAAGCAGCAGCUGUUUCUGGACUUCGCAAAAGCAGUGGGAGAUUAUGGCGUCCCUAUGGUCAUCCGCUUUGUGCUGGUCCCAGGCAUGACCGAUACAAAGGAGGAGGUGGAGGGUCUUGUUGAGUGGGCGAAGCAGCAGCCAACGCUGGUUGGGAUUGAAAUGCUUCCGUAUCACAGACUAGGGGUCAACAAGUGGGAAGCACUAGGGCUGAAGUAUCCUUUGGAUGGAAUGGUGCCAAAUCCAAAAGAAGUCGUUGAUCAUUGGCGAUCAUACAUUGCUCUGCAAGGGCUAAAAGUGAUGCUUUAGAGUAGUUGUUGGCUGAUUGCUGUACAUUAUGAGUAUAGUUCUAAGAAUGGAUGAAGGGAAGUACGAAUUAGUCAUGGCACAAUUUUGAGAUU